CACCUGGCUGGCUGCAGGGGCCUGGGUGCUAUUCCUGACGCUGCCUCUCACCUGCUUGCUGACCUUGGCCGUGCUGCUCCUUUCACUGCUUCCAUUUCUCUAUCUUGUAAGUGGUGAGAACAACACUGAUCUUGUUUUUCUAAAGCACUUGAGGGCUGAGGAUGGGAAAGUGGCAAGGCAAGGUGAUAGCUAUUCACAAGUGCCAGGCAAAUGGAACUGGAAUAAUGUGGAUGUGACCUUUUAAAAAGGACAGUGCUUUCAGCAGGCGUGCUUACUGAUAGCAUGCGGGAGUGGAGCAGCACUUCUGCACCUCUCUGACCAUCAAAGUGCCACUCAGAGCAAGGCUUGCUUCUCCUUGCACAUAAGGCAGAGGCUGAGGAACCUUGUGGAAAUAACCCCAAAGUCUUGGUUCUGCAGGAAAUGUGUGUUCCUGUUUUUUCAGAAUGGUGAUGAACAGUCCUGGGGGGGAAUAUGUAUGUUUAAGUUCAUAGCAUGACAGGUUUUGUCAUGCUGUGCCAGCUGCAAAUCCUCCUCCCUGCAGGGGAAGUUAAGCAGAAUGACUGAGGAGGGAUUUACACUGCUUUUGUGUACCAGCAAAAGGAUUUUAGAGCAGACCCACCGUUUUCUUCCAAUGUAUGCAGCAGUAAAUAUUUAAUAAUACAGAUUCCUCAAUGCUUUAACAGUGAGAUGAAUACUUCUCAAUACAAAGACCUCCUUUUGUGUUCCAGUGACCAGAUAUUGCUCCAACUUCAGUCUGCGCUUAGCUGUUGUGUGACAACUGGAGCUGAGAGCUGUGGGCUGUCAGAGCACAAAAUGGAAACGUGCUGUUCAGGUUGCAGUGAUCCAUCCCUGGGUCCUGGAGCCCGGCGUGGUGCUGGGCUGGCAGAGCUCAGACCCAAAAGUUAUGUCCUGGGAAGGAGUCACAUCCCUUCUGUGUCUCUCUGGUUUGGGAGCAGUUGGUGUGUCCUGGAAUCUCCAACAAAUUGUAAUAGAGGAGGGGCUGUGUCAUAAAGCAGGCAGGGCUGUUCUUCGGAACAGCAGGUAAUGGCGGUGCAGUGUUUUCUUUCCUCACACUUGCCUGAGUGCCAUGCCUGGGCCUUGAUGCUUCUGGGAACAGCUAUUGAAAAUGGCAGAGAGAGCUGGGAACGAAGAAGCAGUUCACCUAAGCAGCUUCCAUAGCCACAGAGGGAAAGACCGAAUAAACCGCAGGGAUGAAGGUCUUAUCACAAUAUCAGAUUCCUCGGAUGAAGAAUUGCCUUUGCAGGAAACACCAGCAGAGCAGCAGCGUGAGGAUGAUGAUGAUGAAGAUGUGGUCAUCUUGGCAGAGACCUCCAAGCAUCAGCAGCUCAUGCGUCCCAAUGUCAUCAGACCUGCUGCUCAGUGGCAGGGAGCAAACGCUGUGGGAGAAGGAGGAUCUAAAAAUGCUGUAGGGCCUUUGGGGAGCGUGUGUGUGCAGGAUGAGGUCUCAGCUCUGCUGUGCCAGAAAGACCACGCGGCGCAGAGCAGUGCUGGACCAAGCAAGGAGGAGAGUGUGAAUUUUGCCUUGCAGCAGCCUGGACCGCCUGAGCUGAAUGGUCCCAGGUCUGAGCUUACGAGUGACCCUGAACCUGGCCUGAGUUUGUUUCCCACAAUAGUAACAAGUCCGCAGCUUGUUAACAGGGAAUUUGGUAGUCUGGGGAAAGCAGACUUUCCACCACAGCAAGGGGAAGAGGUGGAAGCCCAGGGCUGGCAAGCGGAGGACUUAAAGCCAGAGCUCUCGCAGAGCAUUGAUAGAACAGCUGCUGCAACCACCACACAGCAGGAGAUCCAGGACAGCAGCCCGCCGGGUCCCCCCUACCUCCAGCCCCUGGACACGGAGCCGCGCGCUGUGCUCAGUGGCUGUGCUCCGCAGCAGGGGCAGCCCGAGGCAGGCUCAGCAUCUCUGAGAGCGUAUGGAGAGGAGGCUCCAGGGCCGGCCUUUCCCAGACCGGAGCCACAGCAGGAUGGCAUUCCGGGUCCUGCUUCACCCCAGCCAGCACAUCCACCAGAGGAGACGAGGGGACAGCAGGAGACAGACAACGAGCGGCCCGGCCCAGCCUUCCCAGCACAGGGCUCCCAUGAACUCGGAUCUAGCAGUGUGCCAGAACAAGGGGCUGCUGGGCAGGAGGACCAGGACUUCACUGCCCUGCUCAUCAGAGAGACAGAAGCGAGAUUUCCAGAUGUGAGGAAGGAAUAUAUUGAAGAGCUAAUCAGCAUCAAGGACUGCUAUGACUUAAAUGUACUUUGUAACUUCCUUCUGGAAAAUCCAGAUUACCCAAAGAAGGAAGGCAGAAUGGUUUUAAAUCCCACCAGCAGCCUGCUUGCCAGCCAAGAUGAGACAAAGGUGCCUAAAGUGGACUACUUUGACUUCUCCAAGCUUGCCCCGCUCGAUCAGCGGUGCUUUAUUCAGGCAGCUGACCUUCUCAUGGCAGACUUCAAGAUGCUGAGCAGCCAAGACAUUAAGUGGGCACUACAUGAACUCAAGGGACACUAUGCAAUCACACGAAAGGCCUUUUCAGAUGCCAUCAAAAAAUGGCAGGAGCUGUCUCCAGAAACCAGUGGGAAACGAAAAAGGAGAAAAGAAAUGAAUCAGUAUUCAUAUAUAGAUUUCAAAUUUGAGCAAGGUGAUGUGAAGAUUGAGAAGCGGAUGUUCUUUCUGGAGAAUAAGAGGCGGCACUGGAGGUCCUAUGACAGGCUCUCACUUCUCCCACCUGUGCUACUGGAGCAGGAAUUCUAUGAACAAAAAGUUAAAGAGAUGGCAGAGCAUGCAGACUUUCUCCUUGCUCUGCAGAUGAAUGAGGAACAGUAUCAGAAGGACGGUCAGAUGAUAGAGUGCCGCUGUUGUUACGGGGAGUUUGCUUUUGAAGAGCUAACUCAGUGUGCAGAUGGUCACUUGUUCUGUAAGGAGUGCCUAAUUAAAUAUGCUCAGGAGGCAGUCUUUGGCUCUGGGAAGUCAGAGCUCAGCUGCAUGGAAGGCAGUUGCACGUGUUCGUUCCCUACCAGCGAGCUGGAGAAGGUGCUUCCAGAAACCAUCCUGUGUAAAUACUACGAGCGGAAAGCCGAGGAGGAGGUGGCUGCUGCUUGUGCAGAUGAGCUUGUCAGGUGUCCCUUCUGUAACUUCCCAGCUCUACUGGACAAUGAUGUGAAGAGGUUCAGCUGCCCUAAUCCCCGCUGCAGAAAGGAAACAUGUCGGAAGUGCCAGGGGCUGUGGAAGGAGCACAUGAACCUCACCUGCGAGCAGCUGGCUGAGAAGGAUGACAUCAAGUAUAGGACAUCCAUAGAAGAGAAAAUGACAGCGGCCCGAAUCAGAAAAUGCCACAAGUGUGGGACUGGCCUGAUCAAAUCGGAGGGCUGCAACCGCAUGUCGUGCCGCUGCGGAGCGCAGAUGUGCUACCUGUGCCGGGCUGCCAUCAAUGGCUACGACCACUUCUGCCAGCACCCCCGCUCACCUGGGGCUCCCUGCCAGGACUGCGCCAAGUGCUCUCUCUGGACGGAUCCCACAGAAGAUGACGAAAAGAUAAUUCAGGAGAUUCAGAAGGAGGCUGAAGAGGAGCAGAGGAAGAAGAACGGAGAGAACAGCUUCAAGCGGAUCGGCCCUCCGGUGGAAAAGCCCAUGGAGAAAAUGCAGAGAAUUGAAGUCAUCCCCAGACCUGUUCCUCAGAACCUCCAUCAGCCACGGAUGCCUCCUUACCCCUUCGUGCACCCUCCCUUCCCUCUGCCCCCCGUCCGUCCCAUGUACAAUAACAUCCCCCUCAACAUCGGCCCCAUCCCCGCCCCCUACGUGCCCCCAUUGCCUAACAUGAGGGUGAACUAUGAUUUUCCCCAGAUCAACGUUCAGCUGGAGCACAACUUGCCUAUGCACUUCGGCCCUCAGCCUCGGCACCGGUUCUGACCUGGUUUGGAUAGCGUUGGUCACUGCAGGACGAAGCCCCUGGUUACAUCACCCCGUCCUGCUGCAGCCCCCCACAUAGCCAGCUGCAAGGGGAGCUGCUGUGACUCGCACACACCUGCACUACACCCUUAUCUAUAGCUUCUCUGGACCUUUACAAUCAAACAUUUCAACCUGUGCUGCAACAGGGCUUGGUGCUGCAUUUCCAAGGUCUCUUCCUAUGUCGGGAGUCCUUUUUUUUUUUUUUUUUAUUUGGCAAAGACUAUUCAGACAGCUGCUGAGAGGGAAAAUGAGACUUGUGGAGCACAGGGGAUGCAAAAGAUCCUUGGGAGUCUUCCAAAACUCCAACCUUCCUGCUGGCCAGAGCAGCUGCAACAGCCUGAGUCCUGCAGGAAGGGAGGAGGGACUUGGCAUCUGAGUAAGACCUUCAGGAACGAGGUAAUGGGACUCGGCUGCCCUAAGCCCAAGGUUUGGGGUUCCCAUGUUCUCCAGCAUCCCUGUAACCUGCUAACACCUCCCAGCAGAAAUAAAUUGUUCCAAACCAA
Molecule: messenger RNA, 4452 nt
Organism: Phasianus colchicus (ring-necked pheasant)
Lineage: Eukaryota; Metazoa; Chordata; Aves; Galliformes; Phasianidae
Gene: RNF216
Product: ring finger protein 216
Molecular function (GO): zinc ion binding
Source: RefSeq, a predicted model, not a curated record